Messenger RNA from Penicillium brevicompactum, 837 nucleotides. Its product is annotated as 14-3-3 adaptor artA-like protein. Bases 1 to 837 code for a protein of 278 amino acids. Lineage: Eukaryota; Fungi; Ascomycota; Eurotiomycetes; Eurotiales; Aspergillaceae. The record is from RefSeq and is a predicted model, not a curated record. Gene Ontology annotation, cellular component: cytoplasm. The transcript has 8 exons. Gene Ontology annotation, biological process: signal transduction.
AUGGGUUCUGAGCGUGAGAACAAGACGUUCCUCGCUCGGCUUUGCGAGCAGGCCGAGCGCUACGAUGAGAUGGUCACUUUCAUGAAGGAAGUCGCCAACAUUGGUGGCGAGCUCACUGUCGACGAGCGUAACCUUCUGUCCGUUGCCUACAAGAACGUCGUUGGCACCCGUCGUGCCUCCUGGCGCAUCAUCUCCUCCAUCGAGCAGAAGGAGGAGUCCAAGGGUACCGAUGAGCACGUUGGUAUUAUCCGCGAUUACCGCCAGAAGAUCGAGACCGAACUGGAGAAGGUCUGCCAGGAUGUCCUCGACGUCCUCGACGACGCUCUCAUCCCCAAGGCCGAGACUGGAGAGUCCAAGGUCUUCUACUACAAGAUGAAGGGUGACUACCACCGUUACCUUGCCGAGUUCGCUUCUGGCCCCAAGCGCAAGGGUGCCGCCACUGCUGCCCACGAGGCCUACAAGAGCGCCACAGAUGUCGCCCAGACCGAACUUACCCCCACCCACCCCAUCCGCCUGGGUCUCGCCCUGAACUUCUCCGUCUUCUACUACGAGAUCCUCAACUCCCCCGACCGUGCGUGCCACCUCGCCAAGCAGGCCUUCGAUGAUGCUAUUGCCGAGCUUGACUCUCUCUCCGAGGAGAGCUACCGCGACAGCACUCUGAUCAUGCAGCUCCUGCGCGACAACCUUACUCUCUGGACCUCAUCCGAGGGCACCGAGGGCGAGGGUGCCAAGGAGGACAAGCCUGAGGAGGAAGCCCAGGCCCCUGCUGCCGAGGCCGCCGCUGCUCCCGCCGAGGAGAAGCCCGAGGAGGCCAAGCCCGUCGAAGCUGACUCUUAA